ACUGACUAUCACUCUGUUGACACCAUGCGGCUGCCUCCAUUCAUCAUUUCAUCCUUUCUUGAAGUCUGAUUCGUGUAAAGAGAGAAUUGCCCUUGGGUGCCAAACAGCUCUGACGGCCAAAAUGGCCAAAAUAAUGGCAGUGUGACACUCCAUCCAAGCAACAAUUGAGUGACCCGCCAUCGUGACAUCCGGUUCGUUCCUUCAAGUUUGUUGGUCGCCGAAGAUCUGGACGACUGUCGCCUUCCCACGCCAGAAGCUUUACCAUCAGUGGCUGUACAUUAUCACUUUCUCGAUCUGGAUCUUAUUAGCUAGUAGCUGAUCAAGCAAGAUGCCCGUCUUUGACCGUUGCUUUCUUCUGAGCGUGCUUGUGCUUCAAGUAUGUAGAGUGCAUGGCGAAUUUCGAUGGUAUUGUGACCUCCGGUACGAACCCAUUGUGGAACUACAAUGGAACCCCAGCAAACAGUCCUACCAACCGGUCCAUGACAGGAAAUUGUUGCAACAAGAAGAUUCACUACUAGUAUUACCAGAUGAGUUAUCUCCAGAAGAUCCAUCUUUGGGUAGCAGUGACGGCAAGGAGUGGCUCCGCGGUUCUUCCUCCCAGGAAGAAGAAUAUGGGGAUGAUUCUCAUUCAUCCUUCGAUUACCACAAUCAUCAGACGGCCCUGUCCGUCUCUAUUCAGGAAGAACAGAAUCGAGAUCUACAACAUCUAGACAACUCCAGCUGGUUCUACAACAACAACGAGUCCAGUGAUGAUGAUCGAGUUGUUGGUGGCAACAAUCAGAACAUCAACAACAACGACCAACCCAGUAUUGUCCGUGCGCGACGGUGUCCCUGUUGGAAAUCCCCCGCCCAAGGAGGAUCGCGACAAAAAGAUUUCUACUGUCCUCUCCCUCGCACGCAUUGUGGAUUGGGAAGUGGCUGGGCGUCGGUCCAAGAUGCUCACACGUCCCGAACUACCACGACCUUUUACUUUCGCGAUCCGGGGUGUGUCGAUAUCACCCGACCCGAAAGCUUUGCGCGAAAUGUAUGGCCCGUCGUGACUGUAUGGUACCUCGCCGUUGUUUUGUGCCUCUUGUUGACUCGGUCCGGACGACAUGCCAUGGGAUGCUGUGUCUCCUGCAUCUUUCCACAGUGGAACAUCCAUGCUACCAACCGCAUCAUGAGGGAUCAUCCCGGUCUCACCAAUCGAAUUGUCAUUCGACGACAAAUUCAAGACACGGUCGAAAACAACAAUAACAACAACGAUAACAACAACAACAAUACACAACAACAACAGCAAAGAAUUAGUUAUGCGGGCUUUGAAGUCACCUUUGAAAUAACACCGGCAAACGAAAGUGGUGCACGAGAAGAAGUCUUGUUACGGACCAAGACGUUUCAUUACCACAACAACAACCACCACCACCGGACGUUGGCCACACCCAAUCACGAUGCUGCUGCUGCUGCUGCUGGCUCACCAAAUAAUGAUUGCACUUUUGUCGCAGAAACAAUACCGCCAUCAUCAUGCCAAACUGAGUCAGAAGUCAAGUCAGUAUCCAACUUGAAGACAACAGCAGAGCCAGCGAAAGACGUCAACCACAAACACGACCAUCAUCAUGAAAGAAAUGUAUACGACGACGAAGAGGAAAACCCACUCAUUACGUGCGCCAUUUGCCACACGGAAAUGGAAGACGGAGACCGAGUGGGGGAUCUACCCUGCAAUCACGUCAUGCAUAUCGAAUGCCUCAAGACGUGGAUUGUGAGGCGGAAUGUAUGUCCUCUCUGUUUGGCAGAGAAUAUUGCCACGCCUCGACGACAUAGCAGAGAGAGCAAUAAUCAUGAUGAUAGUACCAUACAUCCGAUAGAUCUGCAUCGACCCGGGUUGGUGGUAACUGGUGAAUGAAUGAAUGAAUGAAACGAUCUGCGAGAAAUAAGAUGCAAAAGUACAUUGUAAACACUAUUACCUACAUGUAACCUAUUAAUACUAGCUAGCGAUGACCUAGCUAGAUACAGCCGUACUAUUAUGCUUUGUGGGUGCACAGGGUUUGCCCAUCAUUUCGCA
Messenger RNA from Seminavis robusta, 2038 nucleotides. NCBI's taxonomy places the organism in Eukaryota, Bacillariophyta, Bacillariophyceae, Naviculales, Naviculaceae. The record is from the annotation of a GenBank genome assembly.